CUGUGGGAAAAAUAUUUCUCAGUUUAUGGAUUCCCAGCCCGGAUACACUCAGAUCAGGGACGAGAUUUUGAGAGUCACCUUCUGAAGGAGGUACUGAGGAUAGCAGGUAUUAAAAAGUCGAGGACAACGCCUUACCACCCACAAGGUGACCCUCAGCCAGAGAGGUUCAACCGAACCCUGUUGGAUAUGUUAGGGACUUUGCGGCCAGAGCAGAAGGCAACCUGGAGCCAACAUGUUGCAUUUCUGGUGCACGCCUACAAUGCCACAAAGAACGAUGCUACGGGGGUCACCCCAUAUCUCUUGAUGUUUGGGCGAGAACCAAGACUACCCAUAGAUUUGUGCUUUGGUGUAUCAGAGGAUGGCGAUAGCUAUGAAACCCAUCAGCAAUAUGUAUCCCGACUACGAGAAAAGCUACGGGAUGCUUAUCACUUAGCUACAUCUGCAGCUCGGAAGAACGCAGACCGCAACAAACAGCGAUAUGAUGCUAGGGUGCGUCUGCAAGAGCUCCAGCCAGGGGACAGAGUCCUGCUGCGAAAUUUGGGUAUUGCUGGCAAGCACAAGAUAGCUGACAGAUGGAAGGCAAUACCUUACUUAGUGAUGGAAAAGCUAGGAGACCUGCCGGUCUACAAGAUCAAACCUGAAGAGGGUCCAGGGCAGACCAAAACCGUGCACAGAAACCUUUUGCUUCCUGUGGGAGAAUUGGUAGGCAGCCCUUAUGAGAUGGGCCACAACAGGGCAACUGGGCAGAACGAAGGUGCUGUACCAAAGCCGCCUUCCAACGUGGACAGCCGGCCUCCUGCAGCUAACCUACCCCUACUCAGCACAUCUGACAGUGAGUCUGAGGAGGAAGACACAACCAUGGUGUAUCCUGGGAUGAAGACAAGAUUUCAGUCUCGAUCCGCUGAAUCAGAAGAGAGCACAUCCUCUUCCGCCCUAAACCCUAUGGCAGAAGUAUUUAGGCCCAUUCCUGACAUCCCUGAGCCACUGGUGGGACCCCCGUGUAGUGACUUACACAGACUAUUGGACAGUGGUGACAUACAGAUGGAGGAUGUCCAGAGCACCUGCGACCCUCCACUGUUAGAACUAGAAAUGCAGGGGCCUAUGCCAGUAUCUGAGGGGAACUCACAGGAAACCUCCCCAUCCGUCACUCAAGAGGAUGUCCCCUCUACCAUAGCAACAGAGAUUCUCAAUAGGCGAGACAGGGUAAUAAGACCAGUGAAACGAUUAACUUACGAUGCACCUGGGGUGAUUAGUGAGGAGCCUAUACAUUUAGCACACAGGUUUGUGAAAGCUAAAGUGGGCUAUCUAAUGCCUUUUGGAGGGGACCAAUAAGUUGGUAUAGUAGGGAAUGUGAUUUGUCGGGACGACAAAUUCUUGGCUGGGGGGAGGAUGUAAGCAGAGUCAGGAUAAGCUCUACACUGACAUCUGGUGGAAAGAAUUUCAGAGAGUGUAUUUGCAUAGGCACGCCCACCCUAUCCCAGACUCCCAAGCUGUGGGACUGCUUGGUGACAAAUUGCUCACCCUCAGUUGGGUGGUACUGGCUAGACAUGGGACAUGGGUUCCAAAACCCAGAGAUUUGAGAGAGGCUGGGGACAGGUAUCUGUGGCUGGUGGUGCAGUCGCCUUGUGGAGCCAGAAGCACCAGUUGCACCCCCUCCUCUCUCCACUGUGGAAUGUCAGAGUUGAUUUUUUUUUUAUUCCUUUAAGAAUUUAAAUACAGGUUACUGAGCUGAAAUCACUUUGGGCUAAUGGUGCACUAGCACUGGGGCUCCCCUACUAUGAGCUGGAAUCACUAAGAGCUGAAAAUCACUAAAAAGCUAAAAUCACUGAGCUGAGAGCACUGAGUAUGGUGCUAACUAGUGGGGAGCCCAAAGCUAUACUGUGGACCAGAGCUGCUGGCGGAGUGGAGCAGUUUGUGGGGACGGCUGGAGCGGAUCACGGGACAGCUGGUGGCAGCAGAGCGGCUGACAGAGCGGAGUAGCUGUGGGACGGGUGGAGCGGCCCACAGAGCGAGCGGAGCUGAGCAGUUUGCAGAGAGAACUGGAGCAGCUCAUGGAGCAGAGCAGCUGGUGGAGCGGAGCAGUUUCUGAGGACGGCUGGAGGAGCAGCGUGGAGCGACUGGUAAAGCGGAGCAGUUCGUGGAGAAGGCGGAAGCAGAACCCACGGAGAGGCAGGGCAGUUGGCCCCGGACCACGUAAGGUGCCCCUUUCUAUCCAGGCUGGGGGGGAGGGACCUCUACAGAUAAACUCUCGAACUCUGGGGUGGCAUUGACCAGAGACUUUUGGGUUGUUGGACUUUGAGGUGAUUGGACUUAAAACCCUAAGGGGAAAAAGGACAGUGCCAAACGUACUUGGAGGUGGGUUUUUGUUUAUGGUUUGUGUUAUAACCCUGUUUGUGGUGUUUCUCCAAUGGGAUGCCGCAUUAAUUCCUUCCUUUAUUAAAAAGAUUUUGCUACACUCAGACUCCGUGCUUGCGAGAGGGGAAGUAUUGCCUCCUAGAGGCGCCCAGGGGGGUGUGGUAUGUGAGUGUCCCAGGUCACUGGGUGGGGGCUCGAGCCGGUUAUGCAUUGUGUUACUGAAACGGAACCCCUGGAUACUGAACCUGGCCC
This is a messenger RNA of Gopherus flavomarginatus (Mexican gopher tortoise), 2607 nucleotides long. RefSeq lists its product as uncharacterized. The record is from RefSeq and is a predicted model, not a curated record. Lineage: Eukaryota; Metazoa; Chordata; Testudines; Testudinidae. Gene Ontology annotation, molecular function: nucleic acid binding. The coding region runs from base 187 to 1332 and encodes 381 amino acids. The transcript has 2 exons.